Plasmodium cynomolgi strain B is the source of this 1338-nucleotide messenger RNA. RefSeq lists its product as hypothetical. Gene Ontology annotation, molecular function: nucleotidyltransferase activity. Bases 1 to 1338 code for a protein of 445 amino acids. The transcript is spliced from 2 exons. Gene Ontology annotation, biological process: RNA 3'-end processing. The record is from RefSeq and is a predicted model, not a curated record. NCBI's taxonomy places the organism in Eukaryota, Apicomplexa, Aconoidasida, Haemosporida, Plasmodiidae.
AUGGAAAAGGGAGAUGGUCAUAAGGAUUAUCCAGACAAUUGCGCCGAGCCAAAUUCAAGCCUUAACAGUGGGGGAACCAAAUGGGGGUAUCCUGGCGCAGGGAAAAACCAUAUCGAUAACGUAGACGAAGAGGAGAAAAAACGCGUUAAGACUAUGAGCAAUGCCACCAGCAGUUGUACGGUUAUGCAGGGGGGACUUUCUGACGAGUUCGGAUUCACCACGGGGAAGGGAAAACCGAGUGGUGAUAUGCAGCAUGCGGAGAUGAAGUCGUACUUAAAUUGGUACAUACGAAGGGAACGGGAAGCUGAAUGCGGUGCGAGGAGCCACCCCCCUGGAGACUACCCCCCAAGGGACACCCCCCCAAGUGCACUGGACGCAGAACUGAGCAAACUGGAAGUCGCUCUGAGGCCCUCCCAAAACGAUGUUAACAGCAUAAAAACGUUCCUCGCCUUCCUGCAGAAGGAAAUAAAUAAGCAUUACAAAAAUUGCCACGUAACACCCUUUGGGUCUAUCAUCAACGGCUUCUGGACCCGAAACAGUGACAUAGAUAUAUGCAUUCAAAUCCCGAUACUGCUCAGCAGGAAGGACCAAAUAACAUUCCUAAAAAAAAUCUGCCUCAUAUUGAACAAUUUUAAUGAUGGAAUAAUUGAGCAGAGAUUUUCUGCAAAAGUACCCAUCAUUCAUUUUUAUUGUAAAAGUUUAAGACACUCAUUUGAACUGUCCUGUGACAUUUCCGUAAAUAACAUCCUUGCAGUGGUGAACUCUAAGUUGAUUCAGAAAUAUGUAAGCAUAGAUAAAAGACUACAAUUAAUGGGAAUUGCUUUAAAGUAUUGGUCGAAAAAAAAAAAUAUAAAUGACAAGAUCGAAAGGAUUUUUAUCGUCAUUUUCUUUAAUUUUAAUGAUAAUUCACUUUUUACAAUAUACAUCUCUUUCAAGAGAAAUGAAAAACCGUUUUAUGUCAUGGGUGUUGAUUGUAAAUUUUGCCAGGAUGAAAAUGUCAUUCGAGAGGAGCUGCGCAGAAUUAAUAACUACAACGAUGUCUAUGUAGAUACGUCAACCUUGCUCAUUGAGUUCUUCAAAUUUUUUGGACACAAAUACAAAAGUGGCAUAAUUGCUAUACGAGACAUAAACGAUUAUUACCAGAACUUCCAAGCCGUAAAAAGUUACGAAUCCUACUUCCUUUUCGUGGACAACCCUUUUGAAGUAGGCAAAAAUGUGGCCAACGUCCUGCCCCAGAACUACAAAACUAUUGUCAACGAAAUGAAGCGCGCCUAUAAAAUCUUGAAAAAUAACGGCUCCUGGAGGGACGUGUGCAGGGCGGACCACGUUUUGGUGUAG